Anneissia japonica is the source of this 1330-nucleotide messenger RNA. RefSeq lists its product as uncharacterized. The transcript is spliced from 5 exons. Lineage: Eukaryota; Metazoa; Echinodermata; Crinoidea; Comatulida; Comatulidae. The record is from RefSeq and is a predicted model, not a curated record. Bases 155 to 1000 code for a protein of 281 amino acids.
UCAAUUCUACGAACUACUAGUCUAGUAGUAGCCUACUUGGGUGUCUCAUAAUCAAGUACGAGUAUUAGACGCUUCGUGAUAUUUUUGGAGCUUUGCUUUGCUGAUUUUGUCAUAUUUCGUGUUCUACCUAUUCUAAAUCCAGGUAUAGUAGCGCAUGGACGAAUCGGAAAUGAUGAUUACGUCACAGCCGGGAAGAGAAAAUGCCAUUUACCCAUACGAUCCAGAGUCCCUGCAAGUAGUCAACUCCAUCCCUGCAAAGCACAAAAGCAGCCAGAGGCUGUCGGAGGAAAUCAGUAGGACCGUUGCUGACCUGUCUCAAAAUGUUGAGUCUCUUCGUAGCGGCCUUCAUGGCAACCUUUCCUACGAGCAAUUUAUGGCAGAUAUGAUGUACCACGAUGAGGUCGUACUGGCUAAUCGACAGUUUUUGCAGUAUGCCUUCGUAACAUUUGAAUUGCUGUCGAAUCCUGGAAGUCCAGUGCUGCCGCUAAAGAAAAAUAUGACGCAAGGGAGAGCUUUCCUGACCAACCGUAGGUUGAUUGUGCUGAGCAACGAAGGAACAUGCAGCACUGCGGUUUCUGGAUUUCCUUUAACCAGUGUGAAACCGAGUAAAUACUCAGUGAAGUGCGAGGCUGGUGACGCUUUCCAUUACCAGUACCUGCCACUGAGCAGCAUUCGAGCUGUCGAAUUUGAUGCCAUCAUUGGUGCAUCGAUGUCUACAUAUAUUGACAGCCAGGAAGCGUGUUGCCUCUUAAAGAUGCUCAGUUGGUUCGGGCAAGCGAUGUGUCUGCGAAGUUGGUAUGAGGUGGGCCGUGUUUCAAACCCAUCUUUGAACCAACGUGUUCUUAAAUUGAGUGUGGACCUUCCACCAUGGGGAAAUCCGUGCAUUAUGUCAAUCUAUGUACAGCCCACUGUCAGUCUGCUGCUUGUUAAAGAAUUUCUCCGUGACUUACAGUCAUAUUCGCCGGCGAUGAAAAUCAAAUCUUGUGAGAAAGAGGCCUAGACACGAACGAGAUCAAUAUAGAGUAGUUUUCUGAUUGCUUUUCUUAUCCAAAUUUAAAUUUGCACUUAGUGUUAUAUUUCACUGAUAGGUGUUGCUAUGCUAACAUAAUUUAGAAAAGUUGAAUAAUCUUAUAACAAAAUUUUUUUAGAGUUGAAAACUUUAACUGUAUCAUUCCUAAUUUAAUUGAGUCUUCACCUUUUAAUGUAAGCCUAAUAUAUAUUUUUUCUUUUUUAUAACAAAUCAUAAAUAUACUAUAUAAUAUAAUAUAUAAAUUAUGAUAUAAUAGAAAUACACUAUAUUAUAUAUCUUACUAUGUAUAUAUAUAUAUAU